Messenger RNA from Symbiodinium natans, 321 nucleotides. NCBI's taxonomy places the organism in Eukaryota, Dinophyceae, Suessiales, Symbiodiniaceae. The record is from the annotation of a GenBank genome assembly.
AUGGCGGGCGAUCCGCCGGCUGACUGCGAGAAGCUCCCGGAUAUCACGGACCAGGUGGCGGAGCGGCUCCUACGCAGCCUCGAGCUGAUGGAGGCAGAUUAUCAGAGAACGUUGGCCGCAGAGCCGGUCGCGCCACAGCCGCUUCAACCAACCGGCCUCCUUCAUGAACAAGCUGACACGGACGAGGAGUGUGCCAGCGGUGGCGAGCACGGCUAUGCCGCAUUGGGCUCUGAAGGAGGACGCUCCAUGACGCUGCGUGUUGUCCUGCCUCUUGCGGUUCGUGGCACUGAGCUUGACUUGGGCCUUGACAGGAAGCGAUGA